AUGCCGGCAAGGUGGGGUGACGCCGCCUACGCAGACACCCAGCCAGACGGCACCGAUCCGACAUCAGGACCCGAGCUUGCUCUCAGACAGUCUCAUGGACUCGUCGUCUGGGCAUGUGCCGCCAUCCCCAACCGCUUCAGUGGCGUCGGCUGCUGGCGUGGCAACGACUCCGGUGGCCACACCGGUGGCGACGCCGGCAACGGCUGCUCCGAAUCCGCCCCGGGGCAUUUCAGGCGGGGUGGUGCCUUCGCAGACUCCUGGCCAGCCGGCACCGGCGCCACUUCGACAUCAGGAACCCAGCUUUCUGUCAGACAGUCUCAUGGACUCGUCGUCUGGGCAUGUGCCGCCAUCCCCAACCGCUUCAGUGGCGUCGGCUGCUGGCGUGGCAACGACUCCGGUGGCCACACCGGUGGCGACGCCGGCAACGGCUUUGCAGGGCCAGAGUAUCUCAUGGAGCGGCGGUUCUUCGCUGCCACCGGGCUCGUGCGGUCCAGUGGUGCAAAGCCGAGGUUCAACACCACGGCUUGCGACGAAGCAACAGACGAAGCACGGAUUCGGACCCAGAUGUUUCCUCAUGGCAUGGAAGAGGAUGUCUUGGCCUUCCUGGACCAGAAGGAACGGGAGGUCAGCAUGAUCUUUUCCAAGACGCGGGCUCAGCUGCUGCAAUCCAUGCCCAUGCCGCCAAACACGGAUGGAUCUGGCUCAGCCGUGACGGCUCGCUCUGACGAGGCCACAGUGAGGUGGAGGGAAUUUGGCGAGCCGUUCUACCGCGCGAUUUCCCUUGCUCGCUGCAAAAGGCUGCGUGGCAGUGUAAUGGCCGGCUGGAGACCUGGACGCGGCCAUCUGCGAAGAUUUGUCCAGACAGAAUUGAAGCACUUGGCCUUUGACAAGUCGGGCCUGAGAUUGGGUGACAAGCUGGUUGCUAAGUGGCAGCAGCUGGCUAUGGCUUCUGUCCGCUUGCGUUCUGACGGCCAAUCUUUGGAUGUUGUUUUCGCAUCAGCGGACCAUUCCAUCUUCGAUUUUGCACAGGUUUCGGUGCCAAUGGACGCCUCUGCGACUGCCUUGCUUCAGGCGAUCCAUGCUGCUCAGCUUCCGGUGAGAAGCAUCUCCCAGACGGUUCUGACAUGGCCAAUUCGGGCUCUGCACCCGCGUCUAACCUUCAAGGAGGUCUACUGGCUCCACUCAUCGAUUUCCAAUGCCUUAGAGGUCCUAUUCGGACUGACCUUUUUUCUCACGCUCCAUAGCCGCCUCUACUCCUCUGCCAACGGGGUACUAUCUUCUCUCAUGAAACUAUGGGAGGAUAUCCAGAAUAUCUUUGCAGGAGAGAAUCUGUCUGAAUGGCCGUGGCUUGCAAGCUGGUAUCUGGUUUUGGAGAGCUUCCGAGGCUAUGGCGGGGGCUUUCUGAUUCCAUUGACAAUGCCGCUUCACCUUUGCCUCCUGCUCUUAGACUUCCAUGCCGAUAUUCUCAUAUUGACGAUGUUCUUGCCCCACGUCUUCCUUCUGUGGCAUUCGGUGACCAGCUUCAUCGUCGCCGUGCAGAAAGCUGUAGCCAUAUUCCUGAACUUGACGCGGGGCCGAGCCAAGGGCUCCAAGAAGGAUUGA
Molecule: messenger RNA, 1602 nt
Organism: Symbiodinium sp. CCMP2592
Lineage: Eukaryota; Dinophyceae; Suessiales; Symbiodiniaceae
Source: the annotation of a GenBank genome assembly